Molecule: messenger RNA, 753 nt
Organism: Medicago truncatula (barrel medic)
Lineage: Eukaryota; Viridiplantae; Streptophyta; Magnoliopsida; Fabales; Fabaceae
Exons: 2
Coding region: 1-753 (250 amino acids)
Source: RefSeq, a predicted model, not a curated record
AUGGCAACUCAUAACAACAACAUUCCUACGCAUCUACCAAUCUUUGAAGACAAGAACUUUGAUCAAUGGAUCGUGAAGAUGAAGGUGAUCUUCAGGUUCCAGGAUGUACUUGAAGUUGUGAAUGAAGGGAUACCAGCACUGGCAGCGAAUGCAACUGAUGUACAACAAGCAGCACAUAAAGAAUUGCAAAAGAAAGAUGGAAAAGCUUUGUUCUUGAUGCAUCAGAGUUUGAAGAAGGUGAGACUUCAAGCUUUGAGAAGACAGUAUGAAGUGUUGACAAUGGAAGAAGAAGAAUUUGUUAGUCAAUACUUUGAUAAGGUGAUCAAUCUUACAAAUCAGAUGACAAGGAAUGGUGAAACUGUCACUGAUGUGAUGAAGGUGGAAAAGGUUCUCAGAACCUUAACAUCAAGAUUUGAUCACAUUGUAGUGGCCCUAGAGGAAUCUAAAGACUUAGAUUCUAUGAAGAUAGAGGAACUGCAGGCAAGUCUUGAAGCACAUGAGUUAAGGUUGAUUGAUAGGAAUAGAGAAAGAGGAAAAAGUGUAUCAUCUGAUCAAGCUUUGCAAGCUCAGUAUGAGAAGAGAGAAAAAUUCAAGAAAGGGAAGAAAUCCUGGAACAAUCAAUCUCAUAAGGAUGGUGAAGGUUCUAGCAAGAAUCAAGAAAAGAAUGAUGCAAAGUUUGAUCAAAAGAAGAAAGAUAAGAAAGACAUUCAAUCCUAUAAUUGUCAGAAAAUCUUCAAUAUCUUGAUAUGUUAG